AUGAUUAUUAUUAUUAUUACAUUAAUUAUUAAUUGUGUAAACACUAAAGAAUGUGGACCAACGGGGUUUUCAAGUGAAUUAAAUUGUGUUGAUUGUUAUGAAGACAAAUAUCUUGAGAAUGGAGAUUGUGUUGAAUUAUUAAGUUCAAUAUGUAAUAAAGCAAUAAAUGGAACAUGUGUUGAAUGCACAUCAGGUUAUUGUGAUGUAUUUGGUGAAUGCCGGAGAUGUCAUGGAUCAUAUUUUUUUAAUUCUAUUAAAUAUGAAAAUCAUUAUUUUUCAUUAUCAAGUUCACAUUGUACCUCAGAGUUUUUCGCUGAAUGUAAAAGAUGUGAAGAAGGAUAUUAUUUAUAUUCAAAUAUUUGUGUUUCUCCUUUUCAUCUUAUAGAUAAAUGUAUGGAUUCAAGAAAAGAAGGAAAUGAUUAUAUAUGUUCUGUAUGUGAAGAGAAUUAUUAUUCAUUAGGAAAUAGUUGUGAAUUAUGUACUUCAUUAGAAGGAUGUAUUAGUUGUGAGAAUGUAGUACCAAGUAUGUUAUCUAGUUACAAGUAUUGUUAUUCUUGUAAAUCAGGGUAUUACUUAUUUGAUGGUCAGUGUAUUAGAAUUCCUUAUUGUCAAGAAAAUAAUAAUGAUAUUUGUAUUCAAUGUGAACCAAAUUAUUUGUUAAUAAAUGGAAGUUGCUUUUUUUAUUCUGAUUUUCAUUGUUCUUCUGUUAUUUCAAAUAUUUGUGAAGAAUGUGAAGAUUAUUAUUUUCUUAAUUCUAAUUCUUUAUGUUCUUCAUGUAGUUCUAAUUGUAUUAAUUGUAUUGAUUCAUUACAAUGUAAAAUUUGUGAAGAAGGAUUAACUUUAUAUGAAGGAAAAUGUAUUGAAUGUAAUAUAAAUGGAUGUGAAAGUUGUUCAGUAGAUAGUUAUAAUUGUUUACAAUGUAAAAAAGGAUAUUAUUUAGAUGAUAGAAGUUGUAAAUCAUGUAAUAUAUUUGGCAACUGUACCGAAUGUACAAUAUCUGGAUGUAUUCAAUGUGAUUUAAAUAAUAUAUUAAAUGAAAUUAACUGUGUUGAAUGUAAUUCAAUUAUUUCUAAUUGCACUUCAUGUUAUCAAAAUGGUACAUGUUCUAAUUGUAUUUCACCAACAACAAUUCUUAAUGAAAAUGAAUGUGUUCAAUGUUCUGAAGUAUUUGAUAACUGUAUAGAAUGUUCAUUAUCUGGUUGUACAACAUGUAAAAAAGGAAAUUAUUUAAAUUCUACUUGUUAUCCAUGUGAGGAUAUUACAGGUUGUUCUACUUGUUCUCAAACAGAAAGUAAAUGUUUUUCAUGUAUUGAAGGUUAUAAACAUGAUCCUUUAACGUAUUCAUGUAAAGACUGUCAAACUCUACAUCAAUGGUGUUUAGCUUGUAAUUCUGAAAUGGAAUGUAUUGAUUGUGAAAAAGAAUAUAUUCUAAUAGAUGGAAGGUGUAUUCCUUGUAUUAAAGAUUCAACACAAGAAUGUAUUAAAGGGCCUUCUAAUUGUGAUGUUUUUGUUAAUAAUUCUUUUUGUAUUGACUGUGAUAAUGGUUAUGUUCUUAGAUCUGGAUAUUGUUAUAAAUACUUAAAUAAUAUAAAUUGUAUUUCAAUUAAUUCUAAUUUAAAUAUUGGUUGUGAAGGAUGUAAAAAUUCUCUUACACUUGAUGGACAAUGUUCUUCUAAUGAAAAAACAAAUAAUUGUUCAUUUUAUAUUAAAAAAUCUUCUUCUGAACAAGAAUGUAUUCCAUAUUAUUCAUCUUCUAUUCAAUUAGAUAAUUGUUUAAUUGUAAAACAAGGAAGAUGUGUUCAAUGCAAAUAUAAUUAUUAUUUAAAUAAUCAAAAUCCACCUAUUUGUUCUAAAUGUGAUUCAACAUGUUCUGAAUGUUCUAUAACUUCAACUCACUGUUUAAGUUGUUCUUCGAGAUUAGUUAUGUCAGAUAUUACUACUGGAAUUUGUAGUGUUUUACCAGAAUGUACUUCUGGAACUACAUUUUGUAACCAAUGUUUAAAUGGUUAUUAUUUAUUAAAUUCUAAAUGUAAUAAAUGUUCAUUACCUCAUUGUGUUCAAUGUUAUUAUGGGACAGAUAAUGAAAUAUGUUCUCAAUGUGAUGAAGAAAGUGUUCUUAUUAAUGGAAGUUGUGUUUUAACAACUGAUGCUCAUUGUGCAUCUAUUCAAAAAGAGACAAGUCUUUGUAAAAGUUGUGAAGUUAAUUAUUCUUUUGGAAUGAAAACAGAAUCAAAUAACUGUAUUUAUUCUGAUUCAUGUAAAUAUUCAAUAAAUGGUAAUUGUGUAUUAUGUAAAUUAGAAUAUCAAUUAACAAAAAAUAAUAAUAGAAAAUGGGUUUGCCUUAAUAAAACUAUAGACGAACAUUGUUCUAUUUCAUCUCCUUAUGGAUGUCUUCGUUGUAUGACUGGGUAUUAUUUAAAAGAUGGAAUUUGUUCUUCAUGCGAUAAUAAUUGUAGAAGAUGUUUUAAUAAUUCUAAAGAGUGUAUUGAUUGUGAACUUGGAAUGAAGGUUGAUGAUUCAACUUCAAAAUGUUAUUCAUUAGGUAAUUCAUCUCUUGGAUGUCUCUAUUAUCUUCAUAAUUCAUAUGGAUGUGCUAUAUGUAAAAAUGGAUAUUUUGUAUCAAAUUUAACUUGUUUUCAUUGUAAUGAAGCAUGUAAAACAUGUAUAAAUGAAGAUUCUUGUAUUGAGUGUAAUGAAGAUAAAGGAUAUUUUAAAGAUAUUGAUAAUAGAUGUUAUCUUAAUACUACAAUUAAACAUUGUCUUUCUUCUAAUGGGAAUGGAUGUACAAAAUGUGAAAAUGGAUAUUUCAUUAAUAAAACUCGUUGUGGUAAAUGUUCAGCGAAUUGUGAGUAUUGUUCAACAUUAGAUCAAUGUGAUAGUUGUGAAAAUAAAUAUAUAUUAAUAAAAGGAAAAUGUGUUAUUUAUUCAGACAUUGAUUAUUGUGUUUCAGCUGAAAAUUCAAGAUGUUCAUAUUGUCUUGGAAAUCAUGAGGUUUCAUCAAAUGGAACAUAUUGUGAUUAUAAAUUAAAUUAUGUUUUAGUUGUAGGACUUCCAGUAAUAUUACUAUCAAUAAUAUUAUUAAUAAUUGUUUUAAAUAUAAUAAUAAUUUCAGCUAUUAUUUAUAAAUGUUCAAAAUCAAAGAAAAAAGUAGAAGAAUUAACGAUAUUUGAUAUGAAAACAACAAAUAUUAAAUUUAUGACUAUUGACCAAAACUCUGGAUUAUCUAUAAAUAAAAAUGAAGUUAAUUUUAUGUUUGAUGAAAAUAAUUUAUCAGAAUUACCAAUAGAACAAGAGACUAGAGAUAUUAUUUGUAUUGGUAAUUUAAAAACUAAAACAUUAAAAGUUCAAUUAGUUUUAAAAGAUCAAAGUGCUAAAUUUGAUAUUAAAAUAGAACCUCCUAUUGCAAUAAUUAAAAAAGGAAAAGCAGUUGAAAUUCAAAUUAUAGUUAUACCACAUUGUACAUGUACUAUAACCGAAACGAUGGUUCUUCUUGCUGUAAAUCUUAAAAAAGGAAAACAAAUUGAAUAUCCAAUUAAAAUUAAAUUUUCAACAAUACUAUCAAGUCAUUUAGACCCAGAUGAGUUAAUAAUAGAAAAUAAAUUAGGAGAAGGAUCAUUUGGAAUAGUUUAUCUAGGAAUGUUUAGAGGAAAUAAAGUAGCAAUUAAGAAAAUGAAGCAAUUGACAUGUGAAGAAUGUUCAAAACAGUUAGAAGAAUUUCAAGAAGAAGUAGCUAUGUUAGACAAAUUUAGAAAUGAAUACAUCAUUCAUUUUUUUGGGGCAGUAUUUAUUCCAAAUAAAAUAUCUAUUGUAACAGAGUAUGCACAAUAUGGUUCAUUAAAUUAUUUAAUAAAACAUAAAGAAAGACUUGAAACUUAUAAAUUAAAUAAGUUUCUUUUGGAUGCAGCAAAAGGAAUUCAAUAUCUUCAUCAAAACAAUAUUCUUCAUCGUGAUAUUAAAUCAGACAAUAUUCUUGUUGUAUCAAUUGAUGAUAAUAUUUCAAUUAAUUGUAAAUUAACAGAUUUUGGAAGUGCAAGAAAUAUUAAUAUGAUGAUAACAAAUAUGACAUUUACUAAAGGAAUAGGAACUCCUGCAUAUAUGGCACCAGAAAUACUUAAUAAAAAUCAUUAUAAAAUGCCAGCAGAUAUUUAUUCAUUUGCAGUUACAAUGUAUGAAGUAUGGAAUUGGAAUAUUGUUUAUAAGGAUAAAUCAAGAUUUCAUUAUCCAUGGGAUAUAGCAACAUUUGUAACAAAAGGAUUAAGACUAGAACAAACAGAACUUAUUACAGAUGAACAAUAUGAUAUUAUUACUCAUAGUUGGAAUUUAGAACCAAAAGAACGGAUGAAAAUUGAUGAAAUUAUAAAUAGAAUGGAACAAUUAAAAAAUUAA
Molecule: messenger RNA, 4386 nt
Organism: Entamoeba dispar SAW760
Lineage: Eukaryota; Evosea; Mastigamoebida; Endamoebidae
Product: protein serine/threonine kinase, putative
Exons: 2
Coding region: 1-4386 (1461 amino acids)
Biological process (GO): protein phosphorylation
Molecular function (GO): protein kinase activity; ATP binding
Source: RefSeq, a predicted model, not a curated record